This is a messenger RNA of Amyelois transitella, 1460 nucleotides long. RefSeq names its product phytanoyl-CoA dioxygenase, peroxisomal-like. Bases 9 to 809 code for a protein of 266 amino acids. NCBI's taxonomy places the organism in Eukaryota, Metazoa, Arthropoda, Insecta, Lepidoptera, Pyralidae. The transcript is spliced from 4 exons. The record is from RefSeq and is a predicted model, not a curated record. Gene Ontology annotation, molecular function: phytanoyl-CoA dioxygenase activity. Gene Ontology annotation, biological process: fatty acid alpha-oxidation.
UAAACAAAAUGGUGCGUUUGACGCAAAAGCAGAAACAGUUUUACAAAGAGAACGGUUAUAUUUUACUGAAAAACGUACUCUCUGGCGAGGAGUUGGACCAGAUCUCCUUGGAAUAUGACGAGCUGUUCCUGAGGAAGAGCCAGGAGAAGAUGGAGAGCUCCUGGGUGGGCAGUGAUGCUGACGAUAGGAAGAGUGAUAGCGCACACACUGUGAAAGGUAUUCACAAUUUGCAGUAUCACAGCGCACUCUUCGGCCAGUUCCUGUACAAUAAAAACCUUCUGGACGCCCUGGAAGACGUCAUGGGAACCAGGAAUAUUGUUCUUCACCACACUAAAGCACACUUCAAGCCGCCGGAGAAGGGAGCAGCUUAUCCGAUGCACCAGGAUUACCACUACUUCCCCCAUAAGAACGACUCCAUGGUCGCAGCGUUCCUCCACCUGGACGCGGCGAACCCUGGCAAUGGGGGGCUGUUCGUCUACCCUGGCUCCCACAAGCUGGGUCCGCUGGAAGACUUUGGUGCUAAGGAGGGAGAGUACCACUACGUAGAUCAGUCCAAAUUCCCACUCGAAAAGGCUACACCAGUGGUCGCUGAGCGUGGGGACAUCGUCAUCUUCUCCUAUCUGCUGGUCCACGGGAGCUCACCAAACAGGUCUUCCAAUCGCAGGAGGAUGCUGCUGGCCCAGCUGGCGGAUGCCCAAGAUGUUCCCGUGGGAGAGCAGCCCACGAGGCCAGGCCAGGGGUGGGUACUUAGAGGCAUCAAUGUGGACAGGGAUGCCAGUAUUAGUAAGAGGUUUGAGAGGACUGGCUAGAAUAACAUACAUAUAUACCUUCCCUUACGCCUGUCUCUCAUUAGGGUAGGCAGGAGACUAUGGACUUCCAGUCGCUUCGAUCCUUACAGAUCUCUCUCUCUUCCUCAACACUCAUUACUCUUUAUAUGCAUAUUCGACGAUUACGGGUACUCAUCACAUCUCCCUUUUUUAAGACAUUCGAAAUUUGUUCCUCGAAUGAUUUGGCUAGAAUAUAAUUUGGUAUUUAUUGUAGAAAGACUUCUUCCCGGGGGAGAUACUGGGAAAAGUCAAAAGUAGCAAGUUUUGAGUAGUCUGAUAUGUGCCAAUCGACAGACGUCGACGUAGACCGAGGGCCAAAAGUCUCAUUAAAAUCGGUUAUUUAUUACGAACAACAUACGUACAUAUAAUUACGUCUAUCUCCCUUGCUGGGUAGACAGGGCCCACAAACUCAUUGAGCAGGACAGCCCAUGACCCAAAAGAACUUAAGAAUGUACAAUUUCAAGAUUUUUGUACUUAUAGACGCAGUGCCACCGUGGUCUUUACCUCCCUAGGACCCUUCAUAAGUGCCUUUUUUUGGUCCUUUUAUCUACUUCAACGCUCCUAUCCUAUGGCGGCUAUUUGCUGGAUCUCGUGUCUAUAGCUUAACCCACGCUCUCAUAAACAUUGUUAAAC